Protopolystoma xenopodis is the source of this 444-nucleotide messenger RNA. The record is from the annotation of a GenBank genome assembly. NCBI's taxonomy places the organism in Eukaryota, Metazoa, Platyhelminthes, Monogenea, Polystomatidea, Polystomatidae.
GAGGACAAGGUUGUCCAGUCCACUGGUAUGCGUAAUGCCUCCGAACCCGCAUAUUCACACUUCAAACCCCUUUUUGAAGAUGGUGAUGCAAAGCCAAACCUGCAAUCAGUCCUAGAUAAGAAGAUUCUUGAGAUCAACCAUUCUACUUUUUUUACUAUCCACCCGACCUUGCUCUCUUGCAGCCUUCAAAGCAGCCUAACAUCUAAUGGAUCUCUUCUCCUCUGUACGGAGCUAGAGAAUCGUUUAGGAUGCUUGCAAAAUUCGGGCCAAUGUAGCUCCAAUAGUGCUGCCGAGUGUGGGCCAGCCGCUCGCAUUGUCACUCAAAGUCCCAAAGACACAAGGUCAGCAGGUCGAUCUAAGCGAGAAUGCCCUGAUACAGGCGCUGGUGGUACAAGGGCGGAAGAUGGGCAGUUGAUCGCGUUUUCUACCAGUAAGUUAAAUUAA